UUGUGCAGGAACUGGUAAAAGAGACAGGACUUUAGAGUGAGCUCGGCUGCAAGUAGCAGUGACUCGGUGCAUCGUUUGCAGGCAGAGGAAGCAACUGUAAUCUGUGUAACCUCACUUGUUUAAACAUAAUGACUUUUGAAGAACUCGCGGGGGAUCAAAAAGCAGAUAGGAUGGAUGUAGUGGGGAAAGCUCUGGAAGAAGUUUUGUCCUCCGCGUUAGCACAAGGCUGCAUGACAGUCGGAGUGUACGAGGCAGCGAAACUCCUAAACGCGGAUCCUGACAAUGUUGUUUUAUGUUUGCUUGCCACGGAUGAAGGGGAUGACGUGGACGUAGCGUUGCAAAUUCAUUUUACUUUGAUACAAGCUUUUUGUUGCGAAAAUGACAUUAACAUCAUGAGGGUGAACAAUAUGCAUCGUUUGGCGGAGAUCCUCGGCGGGAUGGACGGGGCAGACGAACCCAAAGAUCUCCAUUGCAUAUUGGUUACAGGGUAUCAAAGCCAGGUGCAUGACAGAAGUUAUGGCAUCUGCUGUAGAGCAGUUCUGUUCGUAAUCAUAUUGGCAUUGAUGUUGACUGGAAUUGCUUGGAGAUACCCAGAAAUACAACCAGAUUUGCAACCUAAUUACUGAGGCUGCAAGAGCAGGACAGAAGCUGCGUGCUCUGCGGUGACUGACUCAUCCCAAAGCCUUUCAACACGACAAGGCCAAAUCAGGAGUGUGCUGGAAUACUCUCCACAGGCUUGGUUGAGUGCAGCUCCAACUCUCAAGAAAUACAGCACCAAAAACAAAGAACCCCUUUUGAUCAGUACCCUAUUAACAUGCUAUAUAUUUAUACUCUCCAGCAUCACGCCAUAGUGGUUGCAAUAAGUACUAUCUACAUAAUGCAUUGCAGUUACCCUCUUGGAAAUGUAUCACCAUUCCUUCAUUAUCAGAGUGUAAAUGUUGGAACUCACUCACCAACAGUGUUGUGGGACUGUAGCGAUUCAGGAAGGUGGCUUCCUAUUAAAUUUUCAAGGCAAUUAGGGAUGAGUGAUAAAUCCAAGCAGUGCAGUCUUGCAAGAAUACUACAGAAAAAUCUCAGUAAAUGGAAAUCUGAAAUCUCAAUUCAAUUGCACUGGCUGUUUUUGACUUCUAAAUUGAAUUGACUUCAUUUCUUACAUCCUUUACAUACAUGAGGAGUAAAAAUCUUUACAUUACAUCUCCAGCCAAAUGUGCAAUCAUAGUAAUUUAAAAUAAAUAGAACAGUCAAUGUAAUAUAGAGUACACUCAAGUCAACCUGAGUUCAUCAGUCUGAUGGCCCGGUGGAAGAAGCUGUCCCGGAAUCUGUUGGUCCUGGCUAUUAUGCUGCUGUACUGCUUCCCAGAUGGUAGCAGCUGGAAUAGCUUGUGGCUGGGAUGGCUUGGGUCCCCAAUGAUCCUAUGGACCCUUUUUACACACCUGUCCUUGGAAAUGGUGUGUGAAUGCACGUGGCCUUGCUCCCAAGGCUGCACAGUGAACUUGAUGCAGACCUUGGCCCUAUUUAAAGGAAUGGUGCACAAAUGGAAAUAAUUGUGAUUAAGGGAGGUGAACAGAAAGCAAGGUCAUCAACCAGAUUUAACAAGGCUUUGUUGGAAUUGUUCCUGAAUGUAGACAGAAAGGGCAUACAUUUCCCGCCAAGAGUAAGGAGGAAGAGAAAAGUUUUAAUAUCCAAGAGAAAUUGAGUAGCAGGAGUACCAUGUCCUGUUUAUGGCUGCAAAGUGUUUGAGCGUAGCCAGGAGGAAAAGUGAGCACAUUUCCUGAUUCAGUGAUGUUUUUAAUUUAAGCACCCCUCUUCUCUGUCCUCAUGCUUGUGCUGCCUCUCUUUUCUUUCUUGGUUUCACGGCUACCCAGAAAAUUGAAGAAUUUCAGAGUUGUAUACUUCAAUAAUAAAAGUAACCCUUGAACCUUUGCUGUCUUAUUAUUUUUCAUGACACUGCUCUUCACAUCCUGUCAA
Mobula hypostoma (lesser devil ray) is the source of this 1968-nucleotide messenger RNA. Its product is annotated as growth arrest and DNA damage-inducible protein GADD45 alpha-like. The transcript is spliced from 5 exons. Gene Ontology annotation, cellular component: cytoplasm; nucleus. Lineage: Eukaryota; Metazoa; Chordata; Chondrichthyes; Myliobatiformes; Myliobatidae. Gene Ontology annotation, biological process: regulation of cell cycle. The coding region runs from base 129 to 626 and encodes 165 amino acids. The record is from RefSeq and is a predicted model, not a curated record.